GUAUUUUCAAAGCUUGCAAAAUCUCAAUAUCCUAAUGUCAGCAUCGAUGAGAGAACUGAUAUUAGAAAGCGUCAAGUGCUUAAUAUCUUAAUGUCAGAUUCACAGCGCUCAUAUUGCCUUGCUUUGAGAGAUCUGGAAGACGAAACUGCAACAACAGAGAAUUUGGCAAGCUGGGUUAUUACUGAGCUUUAUGAUCUCGUUAACGCACGAUACAUUGGCUAUGGAAUAUUUUAG
This is a messenger RNA of Talaromyces rugulosus, 234 nucleotides long. RefSeq lists its product as uncharacterized. The transcript is spliced from 3 exons. Lineage: Eukaryota; Fungi; Ascomycota; Eurotiomycetes; Eurotiales; Trichocomaceae. The record is from RefSeq and is a predicted model, not a curated record. The annotation marks the transcript as partial.